Molecule: messenger RNA, 414 nt
Organism: Colletotrichum siamense
Lineage: Eukaryota; Fungi; Ascomycota; Sordariomycetes; Glomerellales; Glomerellaceae
Exons: 3
Coding region: 1-414 (137 amino acids)
Source: RefSeq, a predicted model, not a curated record
AUGCCAAACCGACAUCUCUCACACAAACAUUCGUACACUUUGUCGUCCCAGUACACGCGUCGCAGUCGAAAACUUAUGUCCAUCACGAAGCAGGGUGAAUCCAUUACAAUAUCGUAUAUCCUCUCUGCCCUAGUAGUCGCGACUGCUACGUCUCCGGCUCUCGUGUCGGCUGCUGUGCCUGUGAGAACUGCUGUGUCUCCUCCUCCGCCUCCUCUCAGGUUCAUGCUCCUCGAUAACGACAACCUCCUCCUCCUCAUCUGUCACGAUCCUGGGAGGCGGCGGUCCCCGGCUCGUUCUACGCUCCACCAUCGGCGGAUCCGCGUCAACAAUGAUCGGUCCGCCCCUAAGGACGAGGAGGAACCCGACGACGGCGCCGAGCGUGACGCCAACCACGGCGCCGGGGCUGAGCGGUGA